AUGGACAGCGAAAUGAAAGACCGGCCAUCACAGUCAGUGACAGCGGGCGCACAGAAUCAUGAGGGAGAACCAGUACUUGACUUCUCUCAACUCACUCCUUCGCAGUUCGGGAUUUCGUCAAACAGCUUCUCUGCUGUCUCUUCACACAAAGACAAGUCGAGAGUGGCCCAGUUAAAGGCACGACGGAGGUCUACAAUCGGGGUCCGAGGAUCUCCUGAAACGAACUCACUGAUCUGCUACAUCGCCAAACAGAGGAUGAAAACGCCAACUCGGAGUCCACAGCGCCCACAGGCAAGCCCCUUCCUGCCGCGAUAUGACUCUCUGAAGCAGAAGAUGGCUGCCUUCCAGCACCUGAUAGAGGAGGAACAGGGUGAGAAUCUAAAGCCAGCUGUCACUCUUAGGAAGGCCAGUGAGGCGGGGAGUAAAAACGGCACUCUGGGAAAAGAGUGCCCAUCUGAUGCAGAAGGGAAGGAGAAUCGGCUCACCCCAGAAUAUCAGCCCUCUGUCACCCCUCCUCCCUCCAAGAAACGGUGCCGGGCCCCGCUCGGUGGAGGCGAUAAGGAGAUAAAUGAGGCGUCCCGCCCUGUCCCCGCCUGCACCUCUCCAAAAGAGCCGAGGGAGAGGACCACUGAAUUCCUAAGUCCAAAGCCACCUCAAGACCUGGGCUGGAAGACUCAGAAUCAGCUGCUCUCCCUCCCCAUGCUGUCGCACGUGGAAGUGAACAGAACAGAUGGAGCGGAGGGCUCCUCGGUUUGUAAGAAAAAACGGGUUCGCUUCGGGGUGCCCCUGUCCCCCGAGUUUUUCGACAAAACCCUUCCCCCGAGCACCCCUCUCCAGAAGGGGGCGACUCCGAAAUGCCCGAUGUCCUCUGGCGGGUCCAAACUGCGCUCUUUGUUAAAAACCCCCCAGAGAAACGACCCUCCCCUCCCCCAGCCGGAUUUCAGCAGUCCACCCAGUAACGGGGCGUCCCCUACCCUCGCCCCCAGAAGCACCCGGAACGUGGAACCGUACGGAGAAAAGGAGGAUAAGAUCAGCUUCCUAAUUAUGGAGGAAGAAUUUGACAACCCACCGGAGGAUGGCAAAGAUCUCGUGGAAGCUUCGGAGUGCCCUGAGGAGUCAGUCUUCACCGAGCUCCAGCCUUUCGAUAUGGAUUCUGCCUUUCAUGAAGAUCCUGCUGCAGCCACACACACAGAACCUGAAGUGGACUUCACUUCAAACCUGGAUCCAGCGCCUGAGUUAGAACCAGAAUCCAUCCCUGUAGCAGAACCUCCCCACUCGCGCAGCCGGAAAAGGAAGCAACCGACAGAGAUGGUCCCGGAAACGAGGAGGAGCACUCGCUCGGCUGCUCUUUCUGCCUCGGGGAAGAUGAAGAAAACGUCAUCGGUGAAGAGGGGCUUUGGCAGUAAGGCCGUUGAUCGUUCUCUUUAUGGAAAGAGAGACUACGCCUCCAAAAACCCUUUACUCAGCCCCAUUCCAGAGACACUGCUCUCAGCAAGUCUGCCUAACACCCCAGAACAAGCAUCCACAGUCACUGAGGUCGUCAUUGGGACUGCAUCUCCCAUCAUCCCUCAUUCUGAAGCAGGCCAUAGUGAUGCCACCGCCAGACUGGUGUCUGCGGCCGCCAUGUGGUGUCGCCGCUUCGGCCCAGGAGCCAAUGAGAAGGCCCAGAGUGAAACCUCAGCCAGUGAAAGUGAGCCAAUCAGAGGGGGCGCUGAGAUUGACCUGUCCUUGAGCCAAUCACACAUCACCGUAGCUUCUACAGAUGCUGUUGUUGACACGACAACACAGGGAGCUUGCAUGGGCCCAGCAAGGUCAAGGACAAAGAGCCCUAAACGUAAAAACAGCUCAGAAAAGCCAACAUGUCCCCGAAGGAGGUCAGGCAAAACGAGUGGCAGGAGAGAAGCUGAGCUUCAUGUAGACUCCAGUGGAGAGUCAGAGGGAUCAGAGACUGAUCACAGCAAAUCUGGGAAGAAAAUUAAACAAAAGCACGAUGGAGCUGAAACCGAGACGGUAUCUUCUGACGUCACCCGAGCAAGUCAUUCUGAUACCCCCAGCCAGUUAAAACUUGAGACGACACACGCUUCAGUCAGACUAGAAACCACUCAGGAGAAAGAUCUAGAGAGCCCAGUGAGCCCUGAUGUCGAUCAACGCAACUCAUUCAGAGUUGCACCCAGGAUCUCAGCUCACUCGUCCGAACCUGAGCAGGACCAGGGGUCAGCGAGACAAGCGAAGGAGGCUACCCCAGGGAAAAGCAGACACAGGCAGGCCUCAGGGUCAACCCGAAGACGGAGGAGCUCCUCUCUGAAGACCAGCGUUGUGGAAGAAAAGCAUGAAGAAGAGGGGGAGCAGGUUGAAAGGGUGAUAAAUGGAGAGAUCCCAGAGGAAAACACUCACGAGGUUUCUAGCGCUUCAGUGAACUGCCAAGGAAGGGAAGAAGAUGAUGGAAAAUCCAUUGUUGUGGGUCGGGACGGAGCUCGGAACGAUCUGGCGCCGUGGCAACAAGAAGACUUCUGCAUCGACAGCGUUCUGAAAGCAGCACCAAAAAGCCGGGGCUCUGUGCGACGCAGCCUGCGGAACCGGAAGAAUCUUGAUGAUCGGGACUCUGGUCUUGCCUGGGUUGAUCGCACCUCACCGGACGUCAACGACGCGUCGAGACGGAGAACACGGGGCAGAUGUAGCAUGACGCAAGUCCCGAAACCUCUACAGCCCCCUCUGUUUGAGGAACCUGACCUGGGAAAACGGUGA
Chanos chanos (milkfish) is the source of this 2745-nucleotide messenger RNA. RefSeq names its product cell division cycle associated 2 (gene cdca2). Gene Ontology annotation, cellular component: nucleus; chromosome. The record is from RefSeq and is a predicted model, not a curated record. The transcript has 12 exons. Bases 1 to 2745 code for a protein of 914 amino acids. NCBI's taxonomy places the organism in Eukaryota, Metazoa, Chordata, Actinopteri, Gonorynchiformes, Chanidae. Gene Ontology annotation, biological process: regulation of chromosome segregation; regulation of mitotic nuclear division.